AUGGAUGAAAUGAUAGAAAUAUUUUUUAAAGAUGUAUUUGCUGUAUUGGAUCGAGAUAGUUUGCUCAAAUUUAAAUGCAGAAACAACCUCUUAAAGUAUCUAGAUACUAUUAUCGAAGCUGCAGCUCAAUCGGACAAUGUAGACAUGGAUACAGUAUGCCACAAGGUGAUUCAUCAUUUAGUAUGUUUUCAUAAAGAAUCAAAAAAUAAAAACUUCGGUGUGUGCCCCAUGGGAAAAAAUCAUAACAUCCUUUAUGUUGCAAGUGCAUUGUGCAAAAAUAAGCACAUUAAAAAUACCAAUGUUGUUUUAUCGAUAUUGGAUGAAAUUUAUCAAUGCGAAAAUACUUUUGAACGUUUAAUACUAGGAGCACUUUUUGGGAAGAAAGCUGCUCAGUUCUUCUUUGGUUGGCAAGGUGAUGAAGAAACUAAGCAAGAAAGUAUGGAAACACUAAUGUAUUUUGCUAAUUAUUCAAAUGUUGGCAAACGUUUAUAUACAUUUUACUCUUCUGCAACAUUUUUCAAGAAAGUAGCAGUACCUUUUGUUGAUCUACCUCUAGAUUGUUGUUCAAAAUCGUCUCCGCUAAGAAUUGCAUUACGCAUUGGGAUCCCGGAAAUAGUUUUGUUGCUGUUGCAACUUGGAGCCAAUACUAAUCCCUGUGAUAAAAACACAAUGGUCAUAGAAGAUCUUAUGAGUGAUAUUUGCAAAGAAAAUGGUAAAAAUAUGAAACGCUUGCAAUGCUUUACUAUUAUGAUCAGAGCUGUAUAUACAGUGCCGCUUCGUAAAACAUUUCAAUGGUAUACUUUGUUUGAUAUGCAAAAGUCAUUUUUCAAUAGAUUUCCAUGCAUUCAGGAUCUUAAUUUAUUGCCCGAUUCAAGAUGUGGGAAAACUCCUCCAGAAUUAAAACAUUUAGGUAGGUGUGUCAUAAGGAAUCAUUUAUCAAAAAAUCUUAAACUUCCGUGGGGAAUUAAACAAUUAGGAUUAUCACAGAAGCUACAAAAUUAUUUGAACUUAUUGGAUGACUAA
This is a messenger RNA of Ctenocephalides felis (cat flea), 1023 nucleotides long. RefSeq lists its product as uncharacterized. Lineage: Eukaryota; Metazoa; Arthropoda; Insecta; Siphonaptera; Pulicidae. The record is from RefSeq and is a predicted model, not a curated record. Gene Ontology annotation, biological process: intracellular signal transduction. Gene Ontology annotation, molecular function: protein binding. The transcript has 2 exons. Bases 1 to 1023 code for a protein of 340 amino acids.